AUGGGGUAUCUCCAACUCACAUAUUUUUUUGCAGAUGACAUGUUUCUUUUUUGCAAUGGAGAUAGAAGGAAUGUGAGAAGGAUAAUGCAAACACUAGCUGAAUAUCAAAUAUCCUCUGGCCAAACAGUAAGUGGAGUCAAGAGUAAAUGCUUUGUAGGUGGUACGACUCAAUUUAAAAAAGAAGCAAUAGCUGGUGAUUGUAAUAUGCAAUUGGAAAGUUUCCCAGACAAAUAUCUUGGUGUAAUGCUAUUCUCUGGUAGAGUUAAAUCAACACAUAUAUGGGGUGAUCCAAGGUCAAGGAAACUUGUUACUUUGAAAUGGGAGAAGGUAUGUGUGCCAUUUAAAGAAGGAGGUAUGGGAAUUAGAAGUUUGGAGGUGAUUAAUAAAGCUCUACUAAUGAAACUUAUAUGGAAAAUUCAACAAGGUAAUGAUGAAUGGGUCCUUUUCUUCCACGCUAAAUUUAAAAUGAAAAAUGGAGAAUGGAUUACUUAUCACAAGCAAUCAUCUAUCUGGACAGGUAUGAAAUGGGUUAUGUCUGAGGUUAAAAUUCAUUCUAGGUGGAUUAUAUGUGAUGGAGAGGAUAUAUCUGUAUGGAAUGAUGCAUGGAUUAAAGAGAAAGCUCUAAGCAAUCUGUUUCCAGAAAAUGAUUAUAUACAGUUGCAUAAGAACCAGAAAAUUAGCUCUCUUAUCAUUAACAAUGAAUGGAACAUCCCCUCUGAGAUGCUAAAUUUCUUUGGAAUUCAAGAACUGCCAGUAAUAGAUGGAAGAAAAGUCAUACUUAUUUUGGAGUGGUUCAAUAUAUGGCAAAUUCUCUGUUGCUUCUAUAGUUCAGUGCAUAAGAGUUCUACCUUGUGGAGUUGGAUUUGUAAUGUUUUCAAAUUCAGCAAUCCUACUUCCUUUCAAGAUGUUUUGGGGAUGGCAAAUUACAAGAUCUCAGUGAUUAAAGAACUGUGGAUAGCUGCAGCCUUCAUUAUUCUCAGGUGA
Messenger RNA from Papaver somniferum (opium poppy), 984 nucleotides. RefSeq lists its product as uncharacterized. The record is from RefSeq and is a predicted model, not a curated record. NCBI's taxonomy places the organism in Eukaryota, Viridiplantae, Streptophyta, Magnoliopsida, Ranunculales, Papaveraceae. The transcript has 4 exons. Bases 1 to 984 code for a protein of 327 amino acids.